AUGGCAGCUUACUUGAACCGGCUGCACCACAUUUCACUGCACGUUUCAAACGUGGAUAAAGUCGCUCAUGAGCUCGUGUCCCGGUUCCAGUUUAAUGUGUUUGCGGCCAGACUGACGGACCGGGCGAAGCAGCUCGCGUUCCGCCGCGGAUCCGCCGUGUUCGUGCUGAACGAGAGAGCAAACGAAGCGCAGCAGAGGGUGAACGGUCAUCAGUCACGUGUCACAGCCAGAGAGCAUCUGUAUGAAGCCCAUGCGCACUAUCCAGUGGACACUGUGUGUAAUGUGUGCUUUGAAGUGCAGGAUGUGGAGCGCUCGUCCAGGGAUCUGCGGGAUCAGGGCUGUGAGUUCAUCCUGCCGCCCACUGAAGCUCGUGAUGACAGAGGGCUGGUCCGCUUCUCCAUCAUCAGGUCUAUAGUGGGUAAUGUGUGCCAUACUCUCAUAGACAGAUCUCAGUACCAGGGCGUCUUUCUGCCUGGUUUCCAUCAGGUCGGGACGGACACACAGACUGCAGAUGACUCUCAGUGUCCAAUCACUCAUUUCGAUCACAUCACAUACGCCUGUCCCAGGAGAAGCACUCCACACAUCACACGCUGGUAUGAGAAGAACUUUGGCUUCCAGAGGUUCCUCAUUAACAGGAAUGAGGAUGUGGAGGAGGGAUACGUUUUGAAACAUGAAGGUAUCGGGCUGCGACUGACUGCAAUGAAAUACUGGAAAUGUAGUGAGUCUGGAAUCAAACUGCCCUUCACAGAUACAACAGAGUCAGACUGCAAGUUUGUGAUCGCAGAAUCUCUUCCUGAGCAAGGCAGGAAUCAGGUGGACACAUUUCUGGAGCAGCACAGAGGCGCAGGGAUCCAGCACAUCGGACUGUACACUGAAGACAUCGUGUCCACGGCUCGAACUCUGACCCGCGCUGGAGUCCAGUUCUUCUCACCCCCUCCUGCAUACUACACUGAGGUGGGUAAACUGCAGGAGAUCGUAGAGGCGGGUCAUGAUCCUCACACACUGAGUCAGUAUGGAAUUCUCCUGGAUACGGAUGUCCGCAUGGACACAGACAGCCAGAUCACGGACAGCCAAAGGUAUCUCCUGCAGGUCUUCACCAAACCCAUUUUUGCAGAGGACUCGUUCUUCCUGGAGCUGAUCGAGCGGAGAGGAGCCAGAGGCUUUGGCGAGGGGAACAUCCGUGCGCUCUGGAGAACCGUGCAGGCUUACAUGAAUGAAGAACAGGAACGUAUUAAGACGGACCACAGAAACCAGCAGACCGGACAAAACUGACUGCUGAACGACCGCUUGAGAAAGUCUCUGUUUUCAGUGGAUCAGUGUGGAUGAGAGACGUAGCUUACACUAACGUAUUAGUGUGGAUGUGGGCAUUUUUUUUUCUAUUCAUUUCUUCAUGUGUGAAGCUUUUUGGAAGAGGGGAAGAAUACUGAGUGCACUAACCCUAUCGUGUAGCAGUUUACAUGUGCGCCUGUAGAUGGUGAUACGAGUCCUGUCCUUUUCCACAUCACACUGAAACUCGGGUGUGGAAUUUUCCAAGAACAACAGUUGGUUACAGUAUUCCCCCUUCAUUCAGCAUGUUGUUGUAUUUUACCAUCUGGUUUGCCUGUUCAGAUCUUUGUCAUGAGUAUUAGAUGUUGGAUAUUUUUAGUUAAAGGUAGAGCUUACUCAAUAAAACUAUC
This is a messenger RNA of Myxocyprinus asiaticus (Chinese sucker), 1676 nucleotides long. Its product is annotated as 4-hydroxyphenylpyruvate dioxygenase-like protein. Bases 1 to 1272 code for a protein of 423 amino acids. NCBI's taxonomy places the organism in Eukaryota, Metazoa, Chordata, Actinopteri, Cypriniformes, Catostomidae. The transcript is spliced from 5 exons. Gene Ontology annotation, biological process: aromatic amino acid metabolic process. The record is from RefSeq and is a predicted model, not a curated record. Gene Ontology annotation, molecular function: 4-hydroxyphenylpyruvate dioxygenase activity.